CACAGGCCUCCGUGGAGCUGUCCGUGGUGCUGAAAUCUUCUGUGUGGGAGAGAGAGAGCGGGAGAGAGAGGGAGAGAGGGGGGGAAGGAGAGUAAGAGUGAGACAGAGAGCGGGAGCGAGAGAGAGCGGGAGCAGAGAGGAUGAGGUCUGCAGAGAGGAAGGUGAGCUCGCUCUUCGUCUCGUGAGCUGCAGCUCUUCCGCGUCGUCGUCGCUGGCGCCGGCGUCAUCGGCAUUUUUGGAAAAACCCAGAGCGGCGCCGACGGAGGGGAGGCACAGCGAGGAGGCAGAGGAGUCGGAGCGUGACAGAGCCGCCGGGAGCCAGGAGGAGCGGCAGGAGUGGGAGGAGCAGCAGGAGGAGAGACAGGAGCGGCAGGAGCGGCAGGAGCGGGAGGAGCAGCAGGAGCAGCAGGAGCGGGGCAGCAGGAGGAGAGGCAGGAGCGGGAGGAGCAGGAGGAGCAGCAGGAGGAGCAGGAGCGGGGCAGGAGGAGCAGCAGGAGGAGCAGGAGCGGGGCAGGAGGAGCAGCAGGAGGAGCAGCAGGAGCAGCAGGAGGAUGCGUUGUGUCCUGGCGGGACCGUCCCGCGCAGCGCUGCGCCUGUAAGGGGGGAACGUGUGCAGAUGAGGCGGGGGCCGCUGUCUGACGGGACAUCGUUCAGAGCCGUUUGGGGAAGGGGUCGCUCGGCCGUGGGACGGGGCCGUCCCGCGCCCCCCCGUCGGCCCGUGGCGCUCGGGGGACUCCCUGACACCAAGAUGGACCUCUGCCUCCGGGCCCUGCUGCCAAAUUCUCAGGACCCCACAACCCGCGCUCUCCCUCUCCGCGAACGCUCCCUGUCCCGCCACUGAGGGGUACCAGAGCCACCGCCCGGAGGAAUCCCGCCAUCGACCCCAACCCCCCGCCCCACCCGGGACCAGCCCCUUCUGAGAUUCCGUCCGGUCGCGUUGGGAGAACAAUGAGCUCUGAGCGGGAGCCCUUCUGCAGAUUUCUCCAGUAUGUCGAGGACAGCGGACUGAGAGCCUACGACGGUCUGGUCCUCCAGAACGCCUCGGACAUCGCCCGCGAGAGCGACCGCGUGAGGAAUGAGGCCAACUGGGCGUACCUGCAGGAGAAGAACCUGAAGAAGAGGAAACAGGAAGAAGCCAUAAAAAGGAUCGGCGAGGACGUUGCCAGGGGGACGGACGGCACGUAUCCAGGGAAACACUUCCGCAUGGGCUUCAUGACGAUGCCCGCCCCCCAGGACCGGCUGCCCCACCCCUGCGGGACGGGCUUCUCCGUGCGCUCGCAGUCCCUGCACUCCGUCGGGGGCGGGGACGAGGACAGCAGCCCCACCUCCCGAAAGCAGCCCCCCCCGAAGCCCCGGAGGGACCCCAGCACCAAGCUGAGCGUCUCCUCGGAGACGGUGUACCCCGGGUCCGGCACGGGCCUCGGCACGGGCCGGCCGGGGAAAGAGCUGGACAAGUGUGACGGGUCCAGGCCCAGCAACGAGGACCUCCGCCGGGUCCCUCCCCCCAAACCCAAGCGCAACCCCAACACCCAGCUGAGCACGUCCUUCGACGAGUCCUACAUCCGUAACCACGCCUCCUCCUGCUGCUGGGCCCCCCGGCGGGACACGCCCCCGCCGCUGGCGCCGAGCCCCGCCCUGGACGCGGGCGCGGACGAGCCCGUCUACAUCGAGAUGGUGGGCAGCACCCUGCGGGACCCCCCGCGGGACGGGGAGGAGCCGGGCGAGGCCGUGUACGAGGAGAUGAAGUACCCCUCCUUCGACGACCCCGCCCACGACGGCCUCCGCUGGGACCCGGCGGGCUGCUGCCCCUCCCAGUGCUCCACCCCCGUCGUCCCGGACGCCGCCGAAGCGGGACGGGCGGCCACGCCCAGGGGCUCGCUGUGCGAGAUCCCCUCCCCCUUCCCCAACCUGCUUUCCCACCGCCCCCCGCUGCUGGUGUUCCCCCCCUCCCCGGCCCAGUGCUCCCCAAACUCGGACGAGUCGCCCCUCACCCCCCUGGACGUCACCAAGCUGCCCGUGCUGGAGAACGUGGCCUACGUCAAGGCCGGGGCGUCGCCCACGUCCGGGGGCGGGGAGCCCCAGAGCUCCGCCCUCUCCUCGUCCUCCUCCUCUUCCUCGUCGUCCCACCGCAAGGCGGAGCGGGAGCUGCCGCCCACGCACACCAUCACGGCGUCGGGCCGCUCCUCGGCCCCGCCCCUCCCCUCCACGCUGUACAAGGCGGCGGCGGCGGCGCACGGCUACCCGCGCAGCCACUCGGCCUGCCCCUCCCCCGUCAGCGUGGGCCGCGCCCUCACGCCGCUCAGCCUGAAGAGGCCGCCGCCGCCCUACGACGCCCUGGCGCCGGCGCCGCCCGCCGCGGGGGGGAUCCCGCGCAGCGCCUCCGCCGUGCCCCACUCGGCCAAGGGCUCCGCCCCGCUGGCGGACGCCGCCGCCGCCUCCCGCCUCUCGGGCUCGGUGCAGAACGUGUCGCGCUCGCGCACGCCCACCAGCCCGCUGGACGAGCUCACCAGCCUCUUCACCACCGGCCGCAACAUGCUGAAGAAGUCCUCCGGCGGCAGGAAGUCCAAGGAGCCCGCCGAGAGUGAGGCCAAGAGCCGGUGUCACAGCGCCGAGCCAAUCCCGAGACGAGACAGCAAGGACAAAGGAAGUCACAUCAGCGAACACAGGCGAGACAGCAAGGACAAAGGAAGUCACAUCAGCGAACACAGGCGAGACAGCAAGGACAAAGGAAGUCACAUCAGCGAACACAGGCGAGACAGCAAGGACAAAGGAAGUCACAUCAGCGAACACAGGCGAGACAGCAAGGACAAAGGAAGUCACAUCAGCGAACACAGGCGAGACAGCAAAGACAAAGGAAGUCACAUCAGCGAACACAGGCGAGACAGUAAAGACAAAGGAAGUUACAGCGUCGAACACAGGCGGGACAGCAAAGACAAAGGAAGUUACAGCGUCGAACACAGGCGAGACAGUAAAGACAAAGGAAGUUACAGCGUCGAACACAGGCGAGACAGCAAAGACAAAGGAAGUUACAGCGUCGAACACAGGCGGGACAGUAAAGACAAAGGAAGUCACAUCAGCGAACACAGGCGAGACAGUAAGGACAAAGGAAGUUACAGCGUCGAACACAGGCGGGACAGCAAGGACAAAGGAAGUUGCAAUGGAGAGUACAGGCGAGACAGCAAAGACAGAGGGACCAAUCACGUGGGAGGACUGGAGUUCGCCAAGGGGCACGAAGCAGACGAGUUGCCCGUGCAACAGGCGGUGGCCACGCCCACCCACCUCGUCCACUCCUCCCUCAGCCCCAGUCCGCCUCUCAGGAGUAGCUGCUCUGCAGAACUGAAGCCUGCGUCUAAGCUGGGCCGGUCAGUGUCCACGUCCGGCGGGACCCCCCCCAUGGGGACCCCCCAGCGACACGUCCCAGACUUGCAGCAGACCCAGCAGGUGGCGCUGGUGCCGUGGGCCUGCGGGGACAGCACGAUGAUGGAGACCAUAGAGAAGAAGCGCAGCCUGUGCCGGGAGAUUCGGGCGCGGAGGGGGGCGGAGCGGGGCCUGUGCAAGCAGGAGAGCAUGCCCGUCCUGCCCAGCUGGAGAAAGAGCAACGGCCCCAAGAAGCACAGCCCGCCCCCCUACUCCACCCACACCACCGUCUUCUGGGACACUGCCAUCUGAUUGGCUCUCGCGUUCACUGCCACACGCACACACCCCACCCCCACCCAACUCUACAAGUGCUGGGAGCCAAUCAGAGAGGCCGGGGCGAAGAAGACUGCGGUGGGUGGCCCAAUGUAGCAAAUAAAUGAGUCUGAGGGUUUCAGAUCAUCGAUGUUUCUAAUCGCUAUUUAUAUUUCAUAUUUUUCUAUUUGAUCUGAUUCUAUAUAAUCUGCUUAGUAUUAUUAGAUAUUUUCUAAACGAAAACUGAAUAAACAAAAAUGAAACGGA
Molecule: messenger RNA, 3936 nt
Organism: Anguilla rostrata (American eel)
Lineage: Eukaryota; Metazoa; Chordata; Actinopteri; Anguilliformes; Anguillidae
Product: neuronal tyrosine-phosphorylated phosphoinositide-3-kinase adapter 2-like
Exons: 7
Coding region: 949-3669 (906 amino acids)
Biological process (GO): phosphatidylinositol 3-kinase/protein kinase B signal transduction; neuron projection morphogenesis
Source: RefSeq, a predicted model, not a curated record